Molecule: messenger RNA, 2879 nt
Organism: Phaeodactylum tricornutum CCAP 1055/1
Lineage: Eukaryota; Bacillariophyta; Bacillariophyceae; Surirellales; Neidiaceae
Exons: 1
Coding region: 121-2820 (899 amino acids)
Biological process (GO): mitochondrial translation; leucyl-tRNA aminoacylation
Cellular component (GO): mitochondrion
Molecular function (GO): leucine-tRNA ligase activity; ATP binding; aminoacyl-tRNA deacylase activity
Source: RefSeq, a predicted model, not a curated record
CCAACCAAAUCGCCUUUGAUCCCCAUUUUUCUCAAGGAGCAAAACAAGCUACCUACCUCUCCUUGUGAGAUCUUCCGGUGUGGUUCACUCUUGGAAGCUCACAAAUCGGACGUGACCAGAAUGCGUGCGUUCUCCACACCGACUCGAACGCAUCCUACAUCCGCCGUAUCUUUCGUUUCCGUCGUUGUCGUCGUCGUGUCGAUGAUCCUGCGCGUUUCCACCGCGUUUGUACCGUCGUUGCGACGCACGGGCUAUCCUGCCAGUGGACGUGUGCGUCCGUUUCUGGCUACCACGUCGCAUCGGUCGACGAGGGAGGUUUCCGAAACGGCCGCACCCGUCCACUACCCGUUCGCGAAAGUCGAAUCCAAAUGGCAGGCCUACUGGGACGAGAACGAAACCUUCCAAACACCCACGCGGGAUCUUUCCAAACCCAAAAAGUACGUACUCGACAUGUUUCCCUACCCAUCCGGCGCCGGCCUGCACGUGGGUCAUCCCGAAGGGUACACCGCUUCGGACGUUAUGAGUCGCUACUGGCGUAUGAAGGGGUACGAUGUCCUCCACCCAAUCGGUUGGGACAGCUUUGGUCUGCCCGCGGAGCAGUUCGCGAUUCAAACGGGGACCAAGCCAGCGUCCACGACCAAAAAGAAUAUUGCCAAUUUCAAACGGCAACUCAAGAGUUUGGGCUUUUCCUACGAUUGGGAUCGCGAAAUUGCCACCACGGAUCGGGGAUACGUACAAUGGACGCAGUGGAUCUUUUUGCAGCUGUUCCGGAAAGGCUUGGCGGAACAGUCGGAAGUUUCUGUGAAUUGGUGUCCCGCCUUGGGUACGGUCCUCGCCAAUGAGGAAGUCAUCAACGGGCUUUCCGAACGCGGCGACCAUCCCGUCGAACGCGUACCCUUGCGACAGUGGGUGCUUCGAAUUACCGACUACGCCGAUCGUCUAGAAGCUGGUUUGGAAGGACUCGAGUGGCCAGCAGGAACUAUGACUGCGCAGAAACAGUGGAUCGGCAAAAGUAUCGGCUGCAAUAUCGAUUUUGGUGUCGACCAGUGGCCCGACGAAACAAUCUCCGUUUUUACCACACGGGCCGAUACUCUCAUGGGGGUCACGUACGUUACACUCGCUCCCGAACACCCAUUGGUGGCAAGCCUCGCUACCGACGAGCAAAAAGAUGUGGUCAACGCAUACGUCAAGACAACGUCGUCGCGUUCCGAUUUGGAUCGUACAUCCGCCAAAGAAAAGACGGGUGUCUUUACCGGUGCCUACGCCAUUCACCCAAUCUCUGGGGACAAGGUUCCCAUUUGGAUAGGGGACUACGUAUUGGGCUCCUACGGUACAGGCGCUGUCAUGGCAGUCCCGGCACACGAUGCUCGAGACUUUGAAUUUGCUCAAAAGUUUGGACUCGAUAUCAAAUGGGUUGUGGAACCAGCCUCGGGAGAACUCGUCUCGAAAGAACAAGCCUUCACGGAAGCGGGCAGGAACGUGAACAGCGGUGCGUUCGACGGCUUGACCACGGAUGAAGCCAAAAAGGCCGUAACCAGUAAACUCGAGGAGCUGAAUAAGGGAGGACCACGAAUAACCUACAAACUGCGUGAUUGGGUCUUUUCGCGUCAACGGUACUGGGGUGAACCGAUUCCCAUUUACUUUCCGGUCGAUUUUCCAGACGGAAUCGAUCCAACAACGCAGAAUCCUGCAGAUGACAAUUGCGAAUACACAAUCCGCUUUGAUCAACCGAUUCCAGUCGCUGAAGCUGACUUGCCGUUGGAACUGCCGGAAAUGGACGACUUUCAACCCGGUGAUGACCCGGCUGGAUGUCUCGCUAGAGCCAAAGACUGGCGAUUCUUUGCAAAAGACGGCAAGUGGUUUUCUCGUGAAACGAAUACAAUGCCACAAUGGGCCGGAUCUUGUUGGUACUAUUUUCGUUUUAUGGAUCCAAAAAACUCCAAGGAAGCUUUUAGUAAAGUGGUAGACGAGGAAUGGAUGCCUGUGGACUUGUAUGUGGGUGGGGCUGAACACGCGGUUUUGCAUUUACUGUACGCUCGUUUCUGGCAUCAAGUUCUGUUUGACUUGGGCUACACAAAGCAUCCGGAGCCCUUUCAAAAGUUGGUGCACCAGGGAAUGAUCCUUGGAAGUGACGGAGAGAAAAUGUCCAAGAGUAGGGGGAAUGUGGUGAAUCCCGAUGAUAUUGUCGGUGAACAAGGUGCCGAUGCCUUGCGCUUGUACGAAAUGUUUAUGGGUCCGUUGGAAGCUGUCAAGCCAUGGCAAACCAGUCAGGUAGCAGGUGUUGUCCGAUUUCAACGUAAAGUGUACGACACCGUCUCGACUGCAGUCGCCAACGGCAAGACCAAAAUGGACCAAGAAACAGCACGACUACUACACAAGACGAUGAAGAAGGUGACGCAAGACAUUGAAUCCAUGGCCUUCAAUACUGCUAUUUCGGCGCUUAUGGUACUGACAAACCACCUUCAAAGCUUGAAAGCAAAUGUACCAGUAGAAGCGGCCGAAAAGCUAGCCUUGAUGGUUUCGCCAUUUGCUCCACACUUGGGCGAAGAAUGCUGGAGUAUGUUGGGUCACGAGGGGUCGUUAGCCUACCAAGACUGGGUUGAGUUUGACGAAACUUUGUGCGUAGACGACACAGUCACCAUGGGUGUACAGGUAAACGGCAAGGCCCGCGGUGAGAUCACCGUAGCUAAGGAUGCUUCCCAGGACGUUGCCAUGGCGGCGGCAAAAGAUGUGGAACGUGUACAAGCCCAAUUGGAUGGUAAAGAUAUCAAGAAGAUAAUUUACGUCCCCGGUCGUAUUCUGAACAUUGUUGCCAAAUAAACCGGAAAGUGGUUGCGCACGAACGCUCGUUAAUUGGACUCGCUUUACGGCGCGGCGUA